Molecule: messenger RNA, 753 nt
Organism: Entrophospora candida
Lineage: Eukaryota; Fungi; Glomeromycota; Glomeromycetes; Entrophosporales; Entrophosporaceae
Source: the annotation of a GenBank genome assembly
AUGUCAUUUGGUGAUGAUAUUGAAGGAACUACUACUCCGAUUUCUUUCGUUCAUGAUAUACUGUUUCCAUAUGUUACAAAAAACUUGGAAAAGUUUUUACAUAACAACUGGGCAUCACAAGAGUUACAAAAAUAUGUUCAAGAGCUACGAAAACAAGCAGAACAAGAUUAUAAAGAAGGAAUGCCCGAAGCCAAAAUUAUUCCAGAAGAAAAUGAAAAAAAUACCGACGAAGUAAUAAAAUCUGUAAUUCAUAAUAUCGAAUGGCAAAUGAAAGCUGAUAGGAAAAUUGGAGCCUUGAAAUCCUUUCAAGGUUACAUGUGGAAAUUUGGUUACGAAUCUGGUGAAUUAGAGAGUUUAAUGUAUGAUGAUGUUUUGGUUGCAUUAAACAAAUGGAAAGAAGCUGGUAUAAAAAUUUAUAUUUAUUCUUCUGGAAGUAUAGCUGCACAAAAACUACUUUUUGGUUAUACAAAUAAAGGCAAUUUAUUAGAAUAUUUUAGUGGACAUUAUGAUACUUCAAUUGGUUCUAAACUUGAGGAAUCAAGUUACAUUAAUAUUUGCAAAAACAUUGGAUCAGUGCCAUCCAAAAUCUUAUUUCUUAGUGAUAAUGUCAAAGAAAUUAGUGCUGCAAAAAAAGCAGGUUUUCAAACUGCAAUUAUACAAAGACCAGAGAAUCCACCUUUAUCAGAACGUGAUCUCACAGAACAUUUGGUUGUGAAUGACUUUUUAAAGAUACUGGAAUAUUCAAAUUUAUAA